AAGGGUUAAUCUCAUAUAUCACACUGAGCUCUUUUUCAUUUUCAAUUUUUUUAAAUGUCGUGCAAAUUCUGGUGAGCCGGUAAGUAAAUGCAAGCUAUUUUUUUCAUUUGUAGCGAAUACGAAUAUACGAUUUUUGAUUCCAGAUACAUGUCAAAAGAUAUUCGUUCGACUAUUCUGAUAUUUGUCUGAGCACUAGGAUGGGAGAUACUUUUGCUCUAUUUGUUGAUAUGGUAAAUCAAAAGCGCCAUUAUGAGUAAAUGAAUAGUUUUUAUUAUUUCUGUGUUUUAGGUUGUUCCCGUCUAUGCAACUUAUGUAUAAAACUGCAUUUAAUUUGUUCUGUAGAUUGUGUCCAGCGAGGGUGGUUUUGAGACCGUCUGUAAGGAGAAAAGAUGGUCUAAGGUAGCUAACCGGAUGGGGUAUCCCCCAGGAAAAGGAACAGGCUCUCUUCUGCGCUCCCACUUUGAGAGGAUCCUCUUCCCUUAUGAGCUGUUCCAGUGCGGGGCCACGCUAUCGGGAAUCCACAAGCUGGCCGAAGGGAACGAGGACAGAGAGGAGGAGGAUGAGGAGGAGGAGGAGGAGGACGAGGAAGAUGAAGAGGAUGGGGGUGAGGAAAAGCAGGAGGAAGAGGCAGUAGAGGAGGAAGAAGAGAAGCUGAGCGAAGGGUCUCAAUGUCCGCACAAAGACCCCAUACUUCAAGGAAACAACCCUCGCGAGCGAAGAUCGAGGCACCUGAGGUCCUCAGAGUGCGAUAACAAAGAGCUGAAGAACCUGCAAAUAUUUGGAGCUGGAUCUAAAAUUAUGGGAUUAGAAAUCGUCGAGGACGGUAGGCCAUUUCUGUUAAGAAUUUACAAUACCAUUCCAAAUUAAUUUAUAUAGUGUCCUCCAUGUACAAGCAUCCCAAGGCAUUUACAAAAAAUACAACAGACUAAAAACAGCUUGCUAAUGAAAAGCCAAAGCAAGUAUGUUUUAAGUUUUAAAAUGAGAAAUCCAAAGUGGAGGUGCUUGAGAACUAUGCACUUGUACCAUAGGUUUUAAUC
Polyodon spathula (Mississippi paddlefish) is the source of this 1037-nucleotide messenger RNA. RefSeq names its product lysine-specific demethylase 5A-like. The transcript has 3 exons. The record is from RefSeq and is a predicted model, not a curated record. The coding region runs from base 412 to 867 and encodes 151 amino acids. Lineage: Eukaryota; Metazoa; Chordata; Actinopteri; Acipenseriformes; Polyodontidae.